AGCCUAGUUCGCAAACUAUUAGAUUCGGCUAAAAAUUUACUCAGAGCAUACUCGAAAAAGCUAUUAGGUUCAGCUAAAAAUUUAUUCAAAGCAUACUCGAAAAGUAGCGACUGUGAGUUCAUUCUUAAAAAAAACACACAUGCACACAAUGACAAUGUUUAAACCAUUUUAUCUCCUUGUCCUGAUUAUCACAAUUUCUCAUUCAACAAGUGCCCAAACCCCAUCACCAUUUAACUUCAUCGAAGAUCUUCAAGGUUGUCACAAAGGCAACUCAUCUACUAAAGGCCUCCAUGGCCUCAAACACUACCUCCAUCAAUUUGGCUAUCUCAAUUAUCUAAACCAAACUCAUCUCGACGACGACGACUUCGACAACGCCCUCGAAUCCGCCCUCAAAACCUACCAAAGAAACUACCGUGUCCCCCAAACCGGCGCGUUGGACGCCGCCACGGUCGCUAAAAUGACCUCACCACGAUGUGGAGUUCCCGACAUUGUCGAUGGCAUCAACACUAUGGCGAGAAAGAAACAUCGCCGUCGCCCGUCAAAAUCUAUCCAUGUCGUUGCCAACUACGCCUUCUUCCCUAAUAGCCCCCGUUGGCCGAGUUCCCAAACACACUUAACAUACAGGUUCGUUGCCAACACUCGCAUUGAUGCUAUUGCUCCGGUGAACCGAGCAUUCAAAAAAUGGGCGUCGGCCACACACUUUACUUUCUCGCGCGUCGCAAGAAAUGCAAAAUCCGAUCUUGUAGUCGGGUUUUUCUCUAAAGACCACGGCGAUGGUUUUCCAUUCGAUGGCCCGGGUGGAACCUUAGCGCACGCUUUUGCGCCGACUAUUGGAAGCUUUCAUUAUGAUGGCGACGAGAAUUGGGUGAAUGGAGCUGUUGAAGGUGGAUUCGACUUAGAGACGAUCGCCCUCCAUGAGAUCGGACAUCUCUUGGGGCUCGGACACAGCGAAUUUCCGGCCGCCGUCAUGUUUUCCGUCGUCAGCUCCGGCCAAACCAAAUUAAAUCUUCACCAAGAUGAUAUUGAAGGAAUCAAAGCUUUAUACAAUGUCUGAAACUAGACAACACAUCAUAGGAUGGAUUAUAUACUGUUUGUUUGUGUUUUAUACGAGUGUUCACGAUAUAUUAU
Andrographis paniculata is the source of this 1128-nucleotide messenger RNA. Its product is annotated as metalloendoproteinase 3-MMP-like. The record is from RefSeq and is a predicted model, not a curated record. Gene Ontology annotation, molecular function: metalloendopeptidase activity; zinc ion binding. Bases 140 to 1054 code for a protein of 304 amino acids. Gene Ontology annotation, cellular component: extracellular matrix. NCBI's taxonomy places the organism in Eukaryota, Viridiplantae, Streptophyta, Magnoliopsida, Lamiales, Acanthaceae. The transcript has 2 exons. Gene Ontology annotation, biological process: collagen catabolic process; proteolysis; extracellular matrix organization.